Molecule: messenger RNA, 2712 nt
Organism: Synchiropus splendidus (mandarinfish)
Lineage: Eukaryota; Metazoa; Chordata; Actinopteri; Syngnathiformes; Callionymidae
Product: growth hormone receptor-like
Exons: 9
Coding region: 162-1676 (504 amino acids)
Biological process (GO): cytokine-mediated signaling pathway
Cellular component (GO): external side of plasma membrane
Molecular function (GO): protein binding; cytokine receptor activity
Source: RefSeq, a predicted model, not a curated record
AGCAGAUCUGACCACAGCCAGCGAGUCGCGGCUCCUCGCGCGCACUUUGCUCAGACGCGCUGCAGCCGCCGACGGUUUGCGUCCGCGCCAGGAGUCGGUCCGGUCCGGAGAUCUUCGCCAGCAUUUUUCUGACCACAAAAGGUCAUCUGGGAGGAGAAGCAAUGUUGCAGUUGCUUCUCUGUCUGCUGCCGCUGGUGAGGCCCAGCCAAGGUGUGAGCCGCCCCUCGACAGUCCUCGACAAGCAUCAGCUUCUGGGGGAAGCGACAUCGAGGCCACUCAUUCACUUGUGCCGCUCUCGGAACAUGGAGGACUUCAGCUGCUGGUGGCAUCCACUGACCAACCUGAGCGACGCUGAGCAGCCCGCAUACGUGCUGACGUAUUCCAUAGCUGACGGGCCUCGACAUGAGUGUCCAGACUACAAGACAUCGGGUCCAGACAGUUGUCAUUUUGACCGAAGGCACACAACCAUAUGGCAAAUUUUCUGCAUGAAUGUGACGGCAAUAACGGCGCGAGGCAACUACACCUCCCCGGUGCACUGUCUGGAUGUGGCCGACAUCGUCCAGAUGGAGGCGCCGGUCAACCUGACCUCUAAGUUGGUGGCCAUGGGUGGGGAUGAGGUGGGUCACAGUGCAGAGCUGUCGUGGUCGUACCCGGUGCCGUCGGACAUCCAGAAUGGCUGGAUCACUCUUGAGUAUGAGUUGCAGUACCGCCGUGUCGGGGAGACCAACAACUGGAAGGAGAAAUCGUCUCUGCACGAGCCUCAAGUCCAACUCAUCGGCCUCCCUGUCAGCGACUAUGUGGUCAGAGUUCGUUGUCGUUCCACAGCAUCUAAGCUCUGGAGCAACUGGAGCGCCACACUGCUCAUGAGCGUCCCGGCACAGCAGCCAUCAGGAAAGUUUCUGGCUCUGAUUCUGGUGAUGAGCAUCGGCGUCGUCGCGCUGCUAGUUGUCAUGUUUGGAAUCAUCCCGCAGAGCAAGCGAAUAAAAGACUUCUUCCUGCCACCUAUUCCAAAACCCAGAAUAAUUGGCAUUGAUCCACUUCUGCUGAAGAAAGGACACUUUGCCGAGAUAAAUCGCCACCUCAGCAGUUUCCACGGUUACCAUCAGCCCAUCUACUCUGAAGAAAUCUGGGAUUGCGUGAGUGCUGACAUUGAUGUUUUCAUCAAGGCUCCGAAGAACUACCAGGACCCGUCUGACCCGGCCUACUGGGAGACGGGUGCUUUGGUGGUACCAUCUGAUGUGACGCCCUCCACGGACAGCCAGCAGCUCCUUGCACAGAACUCAUUUGCUCCGAACAUGUCGGCAUACUGUUCCUCCCCCCAGGUAGCCUUCGCGCCAGCGAGUGAUGCGGCCUUGCCUUGGCCGCAGAUCGUAACUCUGCCGGGGACUGAGUACAGCAUGAUGGGAGGAGCCGGGGUCUCGCUACCCGAGCCCACCCCGGCCCCGCCCCUGCAGCCCCCGCAGGACUUCUACAGUUGCGUGCAUGUGAUAAAGGACGGCGGCGAGGUUCACCUGGUGCCAUGUCUGCCAUCUCCGGCUCACUGUAGUGACGCCGCCUCCUCCACUCAGGAAGAAGACAAUGAGAAGAUGAGACAGAAAGAAGAGGGGGAGAAGAGCAACACCUUCACUCCUCUGCUGCUCACCACCAACCUGGACUUGGACACAGAAUACUCAUAGGACUGUUUUGAAGGAUGACACGCAAGAACUACCUUUCCACCCCAACUCCAAGCAGAAGCGCUUUUUCUAAUAUUUGUUUCGGAUCUGAUGGCCUGAUCCGAGGCCACCAGCAGGCCGAGUGUUUGGCUAAUGUAAAGCCACAGCCAAGUCACAGUCCAGUAUUAUUUGAAAAUACAUGAAUGCGGUAGCAGGAGGUAGGACAUCACUGAAGGCCUAGGUUUGAAUGUCAGUUGAAAGGGUAAAGCUGGAAUCCAGAAAACCCAAAUGAUAAGUCCCUAAAUGAAUUCAGAAUAAUGGUAAAAAAAAAAAAGUGCUGUUACCUUGUUGUGAAGUGUAUUUUUCAUCCAGAAGUGACCACCUACCUGAUGGGAAUGACGAUGUAACGCGCCCCCUAGGGGCAGGCAGCAGGACGGCUCGUGAGCUCCUCCAAAGAUGUCCAGGAUGAUAAUUCUGACAGAAAUGUUUUAUAUUUUUAUGUAUUGGUGUCUAUUCGUGUAUGUAGUUAUGACAUAAGGUGUUAUUUUGAAAAUGACAUAAAGACUUGUCAGAAAAUUGAAAACUUACCUUCAGGCAAGUUUGGCUUAUUUUGUUUGUUUUUUUUCUGUCUUUUUACCAAGGAGAGGUAUUUAUUUCACCCACACUGUGUACAACACCACGCUCUGUGCUGACGAUGUUACGUGUCAUGAUGUAAAUGACUUGUCUUCAAUCUUCAGCUGACUGGUUGCAGUAACCACAUUUAAAAUGUGUGUGUUCGGUUGAUGCUACUGUUAACAUGAUUAUUCUGUUGCUCUGUGUUGUUUCUGUAUUCGGGAGGCCCUGUCCAUCAAACACCACGAAGAAAAGACUCCCGAUCCCUCACAUUCCCUGUCCUGGAUCCUAGAUGUCACCUUUGUGCCUUUUUUGUUUUUUGUUAUGUUUUUGUUAUGAUGAAACUGAAGCUUCUCAUUAAAAUACUGUGUAAAGAGGCAAGAUCUAAAGUUGUCAUCUUUUGUUCCAAAGAGUAACAGCGCAACUGUGUAGUGUUUUGGAUAAAGGA